Molecule: messenger RNA, 2205 nt
Organism: Rotaria sp. Silwood1
Lineage: Eukaryota; Metazoa; Rotifera; Eurotatoria; Philodinida; Philodinidae
Source: the annotation of a GenBank genome assembly
AUGAUGUCGGAAGAAAAUAAUGAACAAAAUGACUCAAAUUUAAAUUUAAAUCAUCAUGAAGUAAAUAGUAAUAAUAAUGAUGAUGAUAAUACAAUAAAAACUCAAGAUAAUCAAUGGAUUGAUGAAUUACGUCUAGCACUUGAAAAAGGAUGUGAUUUAGGAUCAAUUCGUAAUAUUGGCAAAUGUCGUCCACUUACCGAUGAUUUGAGAUUGCGUGUUUGGAAAACAUGUCUGGAUAUCAAUGAAACCAAUAAUGAAUAUGAAUAUAUUGAUAGUAAUGUUUUUGAUUUACCAGAACAAAAUGUAAUACGUGACGAUGUAUCACGUUUAGUACAUGCAUCACAAAUAGAUCAAGAUAUGUUAACAUCAAAAAUGACUGAUCUUGAAGCAGUCAUUACAUAUUAUUGUAAAAAAAAUCAUGAAACAUAUGGAAAAGGAAAUGGAUGGAUUGAAAUAUUUAAACCACUAAUUACUCUUGAAUAUAAAGACCGCUCUGAACUUUAUGCAUUAUUUGCUAGUGUUCGCAAUCGUUACAUACCUCGUGAUUGUGAAGCUGAUGGAAUGCCUUAUCACUUAUUUCGAUUAUUAUUACUUUAUCAUGAUCCAGAAUUAUGUAGUUUUUUUGAUACAAGAAAAAUUAUACCAGAUUUAUAUGCACAUAUUUGGAUUCGAAGUUUAUAUGCUGGAUCAUGUUCAUUAAAUGUUACUUUACCGCUUUGGGAUGGAUAUUUUCAACAUGCUGAUCAAUUUUUUGCUUUUUUUCUUGCUCUUGUUUUACUUAUGUUUGCUAAAGAACAGUUGUUAGAAAUGGCUGACAAGGAAAAAAAUGAAAUUAUUAAUUUUUUAUCAAAAGCACCAUCCAAUUUAACUACUGAUGAUUUAGAUGAUUUUUGUUCAUUAGCUAAUCAUUAUGCGUCAAAUACACCUCAAUCAUUCCGCAAAGAAUUCUAUUCAUGUUUAUUCAGUGAAACAGAUCGAUCAUUUUCUCAAAAAGCUUAUUCCAUCUAUCAAGCAUUAUGUUUACCUGUUUCUGUUCAAGAACUACUACAAGCAAAUCAAUUAGGCGGAACGGCAGGUGUCAGAUAUUUUAUUGUUGAUUGUCGACCAGCUGAACAAUAUAAUGCCAAACAUCUUUAUACAGCAUUUCAUCUUGAUGCGAAUCUUUUACUCGAAGAUCCAAAAGAAUUUGCUGGAACUGCAGAUGCACUUUUUGCUACACAAAAACGUGCUAUUGAUGCUGGUUCAGCAGCAGGUGGUGAACAUCUAUGUUUUAUAGGUUCAGGUCAUGAAGAAGAAGAUAAAUAUGUACGUAUGGUUGUAGCUUAUUUUUUACGACGCAAUACAAAAUAUGUUAGUAUUGCUUCUGGUGGUUAUGAAAUUCUUGCACAAGCUAUCGAAGACCCAACCAUGUUAAUUCAACAACAAGAACGUAAAAUCUCAACAGCAGCAGCAGUAGUACAGGAAUCACUAUCUAUUGGAUCAACACUUAAACAAAAUAUAGCAGAAAAAUUACCUGUAAUUAAUACGCAGACGGCUUCAUUACUCAAUAUGAUUUCAAGUGCAGUGAAAACAAAAUCUAUUGAAGUCAAAGAUAAAGUUAAAGAUUAUAUAACUCAUACAUCAUUAAAUGAUUCAUCUCAUUCAACAUCUAAACAUGUAAGUAAACAAGAUAAAGUCAGUAAACUUUAUCGACAAAAUCAACCAUCAGUUUUUUCACUCGAUGAAGAUGAUGAUGAUGCAACAACAUCAUCAUUUCGACAACAUGGAACAUCUGAACUUGUUGAUAUUGAAUCAUGGUUUUUACGUAGUGAUCUAUUAUAUAAAUAUGAAUGUGAACAUUUCGAUGAAAACGAUAGACCACAUCCAAGUCUUUUAUUAGUAUCAUCAACACAUUUAUAUAUAUUACGAAAAUUACCUGAACAUAAAACAAUGGCUAAUCUUGUUUCACGUCGUCCAUUAAAUAUAGUAUCAAAAAUAACAAGUAAAAAAAAUUUUCCUGAAAUUAUAACAUUUCGUUAUGCAGCCAACCAAGGCGAAGAAGAUGAACAAGAAAAAGCUAUUAAAUCGAAUAUGAAAAAUACAAAAAUAAAAAUUCCAAUUGAUUGUGAUAAAGUUUAUAUACCUGAUGCAGGUGAUGCUAUAAAGAAUAUCAAAAUAUUAAUUAUGAAAGCAUUAAAUAUGUUCGAAAUCUCGAAUGAAAAUUGA